CCUGUCCUGAAACAAGAUGGCUGUUCUGGGCUGCUUUUAAACCUGUCCUGAAACAAGAUGGCUGUUCUGGGCUGCUUUUAAACCUCUACAGGAUCAGUGUCCUGAAAUCUGGACAGCUGCUGCUCAGUAUGUGACUAGAAAGGCAUUCUAAACAACUUUCCGGGACAUCGACAUGUCUUAUAUCAUCAGAAAGCUUAAAUGUUUGUUAAUCUAACCGCAGUGUCUAAUUUACAGUAGUUUAUACAGCGGGACAAAAUACCAUGCUAUUGUUUGGGGAUAGUGCACAACAUCAGAAUACUUAUCAAUGCAACUUGUUUGAUACAUUCACCUCUGACAUAUUGGCUACACAACACGUCAAUUAGCCUAAUGAAGGUAAGCCACUGUUAGGCACCAAUGAGACCAGCGGUGUUCACUUGAUUGACAGAGUCUUGGUCCAAGGACCACCUAUCAUUUUGAAAGCGAUCUAGCUAGAUAGCCAAUGAGCUGGGCUUUCCAGCAGCAUGUGAACGCCUUUUGUACUACAAACAACCAUCAUGCUAGAGCUGUGGGCAACAGUGUUCAUUCUCUGGUGAAAGCAAACAGGACUCACGUUGGUUAAUGAUACGCAGUGGUUCGUUCUCUUCUACAAACUUUUCUCAAAACUAAAAAACGAAAACAUGGCUACUACUAGUGGAAAAGCUACAUCGAAGUCCAAGUUUACAAAUUUGGAUGAGAACAUUGCAGAAAUGGACUGGGAGAGUGACACAGAACUCAUGGAUGAGGACUCCAUGAGUGAGUACAGUUUUGAUUCCAGUGAGGAAGAAAUGUUUUUGGAAGGAGAAGAUCCACUUUUAGAUCAAGGUAGAGACUCUGAUGACCUCUGGGAGCCAUCUCCAAAGAAACCACAUUCAAGUCCAUCCCACACUCAUUCAAACAUAGGAACUGGCUCCUCCAGUCUGACCCCCGCUGCUGUCUCUGGCUCCACAGCCACCCGGCCAUCUAGAGGUGUUAUGAGUCCAGACCAGAAGCGGAGGAGGGCCAGUGUACCAGCGGCAACUACCACCGAGGGAGAGGACCGUUGGCGCACUGUGCUAGAGGAUGAUGUAGAGCCACUUCGACCAACAUUUCGACCUAAAAGGCAGCCAGGACCUCAGCUGGACAUGACUGGAAAGUACAGCCCCCUUAAUCUUUUCCAGAUGUUUUUCUCCUCGUCAGUUCUUGAUUUGCUUGUGUCGAACACCAACAAGUAUGGGGCUAAGAAGCAAGCAGGCAAGAAAGAGGCAUGGAAGCCCAUUUCCAUCCAAGACCUGUACUGUUACAUCUCACUGGUAAUUUAUAUGGGGAUUGUGAAGUUGAAAAACCUGACGGACUACUGGAGAAGCUCAAGACUCUACCAACUGCCUUUCCCCGCAACUAUCAUGUCUUGUAAGAGGUUUCUGACCGUCUCGCGGGCGCUUCAUAUUAGUGACCCACAAGCUGACGACAACAAUGACAAGAAGAAGGGCACAGCAAGCUUUGAUAGGCUCUGCAAAAUCAAACCUCUCUACUCCAGCAUUGUUGAGGCCUGCAAGACCCAUUUUCAGCCUUCCCAGAACCUGUCCAUCGAUGAGAGGAUGGUAGCCUCAAAGGCCAGAAUUGGCAUCAAGCAAUAUAUGCCUAACAAGCCAACAAGAUGGGGUUACAAGCUGUUUGUUUUGGCAGAUUCUGCAUGUGCCUACACUUGGAAUUUCUUUGUGUAUGAGGGGAAGACCAUCUCAGCCACCGGUAUGGGACUUGGUUAUGAUUCCGUUAUGAAAUUAUUGGAUUUUCCACUGCUGGGGACGGGCUACAAAUUGUUUGUGGAUAACUUUUACACAAGCCCUACCCUGUUUAUAGACCUGAGGAAGCUGAAUGUAUGGUCUUGUGGAACCAUUCGUCCCAACGGAGUGGGUUUUCCCACAACAAAAGUAAACGACAUGCCUAAGAGGGCUGAAAGGGGUACCAUACGAUGGAUUCGUAAAGAUGACCUGCUCUUUGUGAAGUGGAUGGAUGCCAGAGAGGUGGUCAUGUGCUCCAGUAUCCACAAAUCGUACAGUGGCGAUCACAUCCGCAGGCGUGCGAAGGACGCUAAUGGGACAUGGACAAAGAAAGAUGUCCCCGUUCCAGCUGCUGUGAAGGAUUACAAUAAGAGCAUGGGAGGUGUGGACCUGUCAGACGCGCUGAUAGGCUACUACAAUGUUCUCCACAAGACAAUGAAAUGGUACAAGACAUUGUUUUAUCACUUCAUCGACAUUGCUGUGGUGAAUGCAUUCAUCCUCCAGAAGGAAAAGGCUAAGAUCUGUGGACAGACCCCCAUGAGACAGCUAGCCUUCAGAGAGCUGCUCAUCCAGGAGCUUGCUGACUACGGCACAAAGUCCACUGCAGCACCUUCUGUCCUCUCUACCUCUGUCCCCUCUACCUCUGUCCGCUCUACUCCUGCCUCCAGUGAUGUUCACCUGCCAAAAUACAUCACUGCAGACCUGAAUGUGCCUCAGGGCCAAAAGGGCUCAGUAGGGAGGCGUCGUUGUACUCUGUGCCACAAGAAAUCUCCCAUCACCUGCACUACUUGUGCUGUUACCCUCUGCUUUACAACAGAGAGAGACUGCUAUGGACCUUGGCAUCAGCAGCUCAAUCUGGUGUAGAGGUGUUACCCUCUGCUUUACAACAGAGAGAGACUGCUAUGGGCCUUGGCAUCAGCAGCUCAAUCUGGUGUAGAGGUGUUACCCUCUGCUUUACAACAGAGAGAGACUGCUAUGGGCCUUGGCAUCAGCAGCUCAAUCUGGUGUAGAGGACUGUGGGUGUUCUGAAUACUCUAAUUGUAAGUAGUGUUUUUUCUCCCUCAGUUUGUGGUGUUACACUUAUGACAUUAGAUCAGUGUUGGCUGCUAACGUGGACGGUUAUCUUAAAUUGUUCACUUCUGUGUUUUGGGAGGCAUUGGUUCAGCGUUCUCGUCGCGUCUCCUGUUAGUAACUUUUAUGUCGGGAUGCUAAUGAUCCAUUACGUAUGACAUUCCUGGGAGUGUGUAAACUUUAUUAUUAAAGCAUUUUAGUAUGUUCUCUAUAGGUAUGUACUUUCAAAUGGACCAAUUUGUCCACUUGGGUACAUUUGGGAAAACUCGUGAGGGACACCUGGGAAACUUCAUACCAAAUAUUAUGUAGCUCUCUCAUUCUUGAGUGUAACUUUGCACACACAUUGUUACCCUGUUGUUGACAACAACUGAAUUAUAGAAAACCAAUAUUUUUUUUAUUUUUUACUAUGGUGGUCUAUUCUCCUGCAUUAUUCUCACCCCUCCACAGACUUAUAAGUGGUUCCAUUCAAAUAGUAUCAAGAAUCAGCAUAUCCUUUCUUCAGGUCUAGCUAUGCAGGUAUGGAUCCAUCCAGUCUAAAUGGAUAUUUUAACACCAGUCUUUAAUUUGUCCUUAAAGGGGUAGUUCAACGUUCAAUGUGAAGUUUGAUUUCCUUUUUAAAUAUUAUUUUAUUGGUAUGUACAUAACAUUUCCAUACAACUUUUUUUACUUGUACAGUUUAGCUGAACGCAACAUGUUUGAGCGAUCCCGUCCUUCUGCUGAACAUGAUGAAUAUUCUCUUUGGAAUCUCGUUCGUCUGAACUCCUGUUGAGAAAAGGAAUAGCUGACUUCAGCAGAGGGCUACGUAACCUGUCAUAAAGGCUACAUAUGUAAUGUCUAACUACCUCCAUGUGCCUGCCUGGUAUCUGGUCCCCACCCAGACACCAGGCAGGUGAAGCUUUUGCCUUAGGUUUCCUCUGUAUGUGGCUGAACAGGGAGUCGUGAUGCCAACUAGACUGGUCCUGAUGGUGGUACCAGACUGGUCACUAGAAGAUGCCUGUUACUGAACUACCACAAGGUUUCUGCCCCCCUGGUUGAGGUCCUAGUGUCUGCCGUGUUUGGAAAGAGCUCGUUGGCUGCUGAAGUGUUGCUGUGCUGGUGGAGCGGGAAGCUCUCCUGUUUGGUCUGCAAGGAAGUGAGACAUCUUGUUGGAACUGGGGAAAACCAGGCCAAGUCAAUUCAACCCUGUGACUGUGUUUUGAUGUAUAAAUAAAUCUACAAAU
Salvelinus namaycush (lake trout) is the source of this 4066-nucleotide messenger RNA. Its product is annotated as piggyBac transposable element-derived protein 4-like. Lineage: Eukaryota; Metazoa; Chordata; Actinopteri; Salmoniformes; Salmonidae. The record is from RefSeq and is a predicted model, not a curated record. The transcript has 6 exons. The coding region runs from base 657 to 2639 and encodes 660 amino acids.